AUGAAGAACAAANAAGGAGGAGCCGCCCAACGCGCAAUCAAGCAAAUCACCGCCACCUCCAACCUUCCCGCCGACGAAAAGAGAAAAGCCGCCGAAAAGGCUGCCCGUGAAAAGGAAAAGGCCGCCGCCGAAGCCGCAAAGCGCGAGGCUGCCGAACUCUUCAAGCCUGUUCAGAUCCAAAAGGUGCCUUUUGGUGUGGACCCCAAGACUGUGCUGUGUCAGUUCUUCAAGAAGGGCGCUUGUGAGAAGGGAAGGAAGUGCAAGUUUUCGCAUGACUUGAGUCAGGGUAUCAAGGGAGAGAAGAAGAGUUUGUACACUGAUACGAGAGAGUUGGAGAAGGAGCAGCAGGAUGAGGAGAGGAAGAAGGAUGACAUGGCUGAUUGGGAUGAAGAGAAGUUGCGUAAUGUUGUCAUGUCCAAGCAUGGUAACCCCAAGACGACGACCGAUAAGGUGUGCAAGUACUUUAUCGAGGCUGUCGAGAAUGGAAAGUACGGUUGGUUCUGGACUUGUCCUAAUGGCGGCGACAAGUGCAUGUACAAGCACAGUUUACCACCAGGGUAUGUUUUUUUCUCUACUCACCACCACUUCUGCCUCUUUACUAACACUCCACUAGCUNUCGUCCUCAAGACANAAGAACAACGCGCCGCCGAGAAGGCUCUCAUGGACAAAUCUCCUCUCAACACUCUAACACUCGAAGACUUCCUCGAUUCCGAACGCCACAAACUCACCGGCACCCUAACCCCCGUCAACGAAGAGACAUUCACAAAAUGGAAGAAGGAACGCAUGGACAAGAAGGCCGCCGAACAAGAAGCCCAAAAGAUGAAGGAAGCCACCGGACGUGCUCUCUUCGAAAAGGGCGACUGGAACGACGAAGACUCGGACGCCGAAGACGACGAUGCCUGGAACUUGGAAGCCAUGAGAAAAGAAACCGAGGCUGCGAGACAACGCAAGGAGGAGAUUCGAUUGGGAAUUAACCUGGACGAGGCACAACAGAUUACCACCGAUGCCUCUGAGGGUGUGGGUGAGAUGGUCGAGGUUGCUGUUGAGCCUAACGGUAACGUUAAGGAUGACGAGUAG
Aureobasidium musti is the source of this 1077-nucleotide messenger RNA. Lineage: Eukaryota; Fungi; Ascomycota; Dothideomycetes; Dothideales; Saccotheciaceae. The record is from the annotation of a GenBank genome assembly.